GAACGCGCGAACCAGCAUGUCGCCAUGACGAUCACUGAGCCACCACACAUAGGGCCGUUUGAUCGAUAAUUUGCAUUUCACGUCCUGUCCCAGCAAAUCAAAGCUGGUUUUACUCGUGGUAAAAAUGUUUUCGCAAAAUAUGCUGAUUCGUGAUGGAGAAUAUACAAAGUCCAUUUACACUAUGAUCAAAGAGGAACGUUUCCAGGAGGCCAUCAACGUUCUCAAUGGCAUCCCGGAAGUUUCCACCACACGAGCCGGACUCUCGCUCCUGGGCCAUUGCUACUACCAAACGCAGGACUUCAUCGAGGCAUCCAACUGCUACGAGCAUCUCGUAAACCUGGUCCCCGACGUGCCCGAGUACAAACUGUACUACGCCCAGUCCCUGUUCCAAGCCGGUCUGUUCGAGGAGGCCCAUAAGAUCUCCACCACGCUGGAUGCCCCGCAGUUGAAGGACAAGGUCCUUCAGCUGCAAUCGGCCAUCGCCUAUGGAAAUGAGGACUACUCUACCGCACAAUCGUUGCUUCUGCAGCGCCAAGGUACCACCAACCAGGAGGCAACAGUGAAGAACGACGAAGGUUGCCUACUCUACCAAGCAAACAUGUUUGAGGACGCCCUGCAGCGGUACGUUUCGGCCUUGCAAGCGGGCGGAUUCAAUCCGCACAUUGCCUACAAUGCGGCGCUGUGUCACUAUCGAAAGAAGGAGAAUUCGCAGGCCUUGAACUACAUCGCGGAAAUCGUCGAGCGUGGCAUUCGCAAUCACCCGGAGCUGGGCGUGGGAGCCCAGGCUGAAACAGAAGGUGGCGCCCGCAGUGUCGGUAAUCCACCCGCGCUGGCCGCCUCGGGUCUGGCUCAGGCCUUCAAUCUGAAGGCCGCCAUCGAGUACCAGGAGGGCAACGUGGAGGGUUCCCGAGAGGCCUUGACCGACUUACCACCUCGUUUGGAACCGGAACUGGAUCCCGUGACGCUCCACAACAUGGCCCUGACUGACCCAAUUGGCGGAGGGGCAGGCCUUCGUCGGUUGGCGUUUCUCCUGGAGCUAGGACCACCAACUUGUCCACCGGAAACCUUCGCCAAUUUGCUUCUACUCUGCUGCAAGCAUGAAAUGUACGACACUGCGGCGGACAUUCUGGCCGAACAUACUCAUCUCACCUACAAGUAUCUAUCGCCGUACCUGUACGAUCUGUUGGAUGCACUCAUCACGGCGCAAUCCACCCCGGAGGAAGCCGAGCAGAAGCUCGGAGUUCUGGCAAACAACAUCGGCGGUAGGCUGCGUUCGUUGGCUGCCAAGGUGCAGGAAUGCCGCUCUGCUCCGGAUCAGAACGCCCUGCGUGUGGCACUUCGCGAGUACGAAUCCGCCCUGGAAAGCUACCUUCCGGUGGCCAUGGCUCGGGCUUGGAUUCCCUGGCGUGCAGACGAUUUCCAAGGUGCGGAGCGAGAAUUCCGCGCCAGUGCUGAGUUCUGCUCGGAAACUCCCACCUGGAGACUUCAUGCCGCGCACGUGCUAUUCAUGCGUGGUGACCGCUACAAGGAAGCCGCUGCCUUCUACGAGCCAAUCGUUCGACAGAACUACGACGAGAUUCUGGCGGUGUCGGCGUCAGUUUUGGCCAACCUGUGCGUGGCCUACAUCAUGACUUCGCAGAAUGAAGAAGCCGAGGAGCUGAUGCGCAAAGUGGAACGAGCCGAGGAACGCAAAGGAAACGCCACUGGCCAGUGUCUGCAUCUGUGCAUCGUUAACCUCGUGAUCGGGACGCUCUACUGCGCCAAGGGAAACUACGAAUUCGGCCUAUCGAGAAUCGCACACGCUUUGGAUGGUGGAUCUGGGGCGCGAUUGUGCGCCGACACUUGGCUGCAUGUGAAACGGUGCGUGCUGGGCCUGCUGACGGGACUGUCCAAGCAAACCAUAGUGCUGCCUUCGAUUGCCAUUCAAGAGACGCUCAGCUUUCUGCGUACUUGCGAAGCGUAUGGGUUAACGAUUCCGUCCGUCUUGACGGGACCACUGGAGGAAAGUGGAGAGCAACCGCCGACAAUCGGAUUGGAAGCACGCAAACUGAGGGCCCUGCUGCUGAGGCUGAUGGAAUACAAGUAGGGUGGAUCGAGUGUGGAUCGAUUUAGUUUUAUAGAAUUGAUUUUUUGAUGAUAACAGAUAGA
Aedes albopictus (Asian tiger mosquito) is the source of this 2148-nucleotide messenger RNA. It is a transcript of the gene Ttc30, whose product is annotated as tetratricopeptide repeat protein 30 homolog. Gene Ontology annotation, cellular component: axonemal microtubule; intraciliary transport particle B. The record is from RefSeq and is a predicted model, not a curated record. The transcript has 3 exons. The coding region runs from base 125 to 2086 and encodes 653 amino acids. Lineage: Eukaryota; Metazoa; Arthropoda; Insecta; Diptera; Culicidae. Gene Ontology annotation, biological process: intraciliary transport. Gene Ontology annotation, molecular function: protein binding; intraciliary transport particle B binding.